Messenger RNA from Suillus clintonianus, 294 nucleotides. RefSeq lists its product as uncharacterized. The coding region runs from base 1 to 294 and encodes 97 amino acids. NCBI's taxonomy places the organism in Eukaryota, Fungi, Basidiomycota, Agaricomycetes, Boletales, Suillaceae. The transcript is spliced from 3 exons. The record is from RefSeq and is a predicted model, not a curated record.
AUGUCCAACAGCGAGCCAUAUCGGAUAUCUAGCUCAUCCAUUGAAAUGGAGAACGAAAGUGAUUUUUCGCACAAGCCACCGAUACCAGACUGGUGGAAGGCCCUAAACCCCCAAAAGUUCCCUAUACAGGCCUUGCUAUUUCGUGCACUCUGCUUGAUCUCGGUAGCAAGACCCUCCGUUGACCAGUACUGGCAGUCUUUCACGGACGAUGACAAAUGGGAGAAACAACAGAAGAGGAUCAUCAAUAGACUGUGUAACACUAACAUAGUGGCGGGCUUGGUAUACUCUCGGUAA